UCAAACAAACGUAGCGUGGAAGUAAUUUAGGAAAGGAAGGGAACAAUGUGACACAAUUAAAACCUGAAAUCGGUAAAGUUUUCAUGUUCAUAAAUAAGUUUCGCUCAGUAUAUGGAUUAACCACAGAUUUAACCGACAAGUGGUGAUCAAAAACACAGAAUGGAAGCAGAAUUUAAAGUCCCAAAGAGGCGUUAUGGAGACGAGGAGAAGAAGUCUGGGUCCGAGGGCUCGGAUAAUGAUGACUACGUGCCCUACGUUCCCGUAAAGCAACGGAAAAAAGAGAUGAUGGAGAAGAUGCAGCGUCUGCGUGGUAAGGGGCAGCUGGAGGAUGACAACAAGGACAAUGGUGCGGAGCAGAGGGACGAGGACGAGGGCCUGGGCCCACGCUCCAACGUCAGCCUGCUGGACCAGCACCAGCACCUCAAGGAGAAGGCAGAGGCCCGCAAAGAGUCAGCCAAAGAGAAGCAGCUCAAAGAGGAAGAAAAAAUCCUGGAGAGUGUUGCGGAAGGAAGGGCUUUGAUGUCCGUAAAGGAAAUGGCUAAAGGCAUCACGUAUGACGACCCCAUUAAAACAAGCUGGAACCCCCCUCGCUACAUCCUGUCCAUGCCUCCCGCGCGGCACGACCGGGUCAGGAAGAAGUUCCACAUCCUGGUAGAGGGAGACAUAGUGCCUGCUCCCAUCAAGAGCUUCAGGGAGAUGAAAUUCCCUCAAGCUAUAUUGAAGGGACUGAAGAAGAAGGGAAUCAUUCACCCAACACCUAUUCAAAUCCAGGGUAUCCCGACCAUUCUCUCUGGGCGUGACAUGAUUGGCAUCGCCUUCACCGGCUCUGGGAAAACGCUGGUCUUCACCCUGCCCAUCAUCAUGUUCUGCCUGGAGCAGGAGAAGAGGUUGCCCUUCUCCAAGCGAGAGGGUCCUUAUGGUCUCAUCAUAUGUCCUUCAAGAGAGUUGGCGAGGCAGACGCACACCAUCAUUGAGUACUACUGCAAGCUGCUGGAGGAGGAAGGGGCGCCCCAGAUGCGCAGCGCCCUCUUAAUCGGCGGCAUGUCCGUCAAGGAGCAGAUGGAGGUCAUCAAACAUGGGGUGCACAUGAUGGUGGCCACCCCUGGCAGGCUGAUGGACCUGCUCCAGAAGAAGAUGGUCAGCCUGGACAUCUGCCGCUACCUGGCUCUGGACGAGGCCGACAGGAUGAUUGACAUGGGUUUUGAAGAGGACAUCCGAACCAUCUUCUCCUAUUUCAAGGGUCAAAGACAAACCCUGCUGUUCAGUGCUACCAUGCCUAAGAAGAUCCAGAACUUUGCCAAGAGUGCUCUGGUCAAGCCCAUCACCAUCAACGUGGGCAGAGCCGGAGCUGCCAGCUUGGACGUCAUUCAGGAAGUGGAGUAUGUGAAAGAAGAGGCAAAAAUGGUGUAUCUCCUGGAGUGUCUGCAGAAAACAUCACCACCCGUCCUGAUAUUUGCAGAGAAGAAGGCAGACGUGGACGCUAUUCAUGAGUACCUUCUUCUAAAGGGAGUGGAAGCUGUGGCUAUCCACGGAGGAAAAGAUCAAGAGGAGCGAACCAAAGCCAUUGAGGCUUUCAAAGAGCGCAAAAAGGACGUGCUGGUAGCCACGGACGUGGCCUCCAAAGGUCUGGACUUCCCAGCCAUCCAGCACGUCAUCAACUACGACAUGCCCGAGGAGAUUGAGAACUAUGUGCACAGAAUAGGAAGAACGGGUCGUUCGGGGAAGACUGGAAUCGCAACGACUUUCAUCAACAAAGGAUGUGAUGAGUCUGUUCUUAUGGACCUGAAGGCUUUGCUGGUUGAGGCCAAGCAGAAGGUGCCACCAGUUCUCCAGAUUCUCCAGACUGGAGACGAGACCAUGCUCGACAUUGGAGGAGAAAGAGGCUGUACGUUCUGCGGCGGUCUGGGCCAUCGUAUUACGGACUGUCCCAAACUGGAAGCCGUGCAGACCAAACAGGUCACCAAUAUCGGGCGCAAGGACUACCUGGCACAGUGCUCUAUGGACUACUAAAGCUGGCUUUUACCAGCUGCUUAGUGAAAUACUUCAAGGUCAAAGCCAAGAAAGCGUUUUUUUUUCGGGGAUGGACCAAUUGUCAUGUACAGUGCAGUUAUCAUGUUUAACCGUAAAUACUCUUCACCAGCUGUUGUUAUUUUGUAACUUCUGAGGCAGCUUGUUUCCUGCCCUUUUUUGUGUUUUUUAGCACACCGCAUUUCGACAGACGUUAUUUAAAUAGCCACUGGUAUUUAACCUUUUUGUAAAAAAAAAUACAUGUCUUAGUUCUUAUACUGCUCUUUUUGUUUUUUUCUUGUCAUGAUGGAUUGUUGAAAGCAACAUUGGAUCUAAAUAAAGUUUUUAACGAAUGAAAGUAA
This is a messenger RNA of Engraulis encrasicolus (European anchovy), 2369 nucleotides long. It is a transcript of the gene ddx41, whose product is annotated as probable ATP-dependent RNA helicase DDX41. Gene Ontology annotation, cellular component: spliceosomal complex. Bases 160 to 2010 code for a protein of 616 amino acids. Gene Ontology annotation, biological process: mRNA splicing, via spliceosome. The transcript has 17 exons. Lineage: Eukaryota; Metazoa; Chordata; Actinopteri; Clupeiformes; Engraulidae. The record is from RefSeq and is a predicted model, not a curated record. Gene Ontology annotation, molecular function: zinc ion binding; RNA helicase activity; RNA binding.